AACGCUAAAGCCAUUCAUUAUAUCAACGAAGCGCCACUGGCCAUUCUCAUUUUCCGAAAAACACAUUUGUUUCUUCUCCCCUUCUUUCAUCUUGUUUUAUGGGCUUCAGACUUUGUUGUACGGUCUGAGAUUCUUCUUCCUCGCUUUUUGAGAAAGCAGAAGGAGAAGAACAUCGCAGAAAGAAAGAACAAGCAGCAGGAGAUCUCAAAACCAAACCCCUAUCGUCCGCCAACCAGGAUGUCGCAGUCGCGCAGCUGCUCGCAGUGCGGCAACAACGGGCACAACUCCCGUACCUGCUCCGAAGCUGUGGCCGCUUCUGAAUCCACCGGUGGAUUCAUGCUGUUCGGUGUUCGAGUCAUCGAGGGCUCGAUCCGUAAGACCGUCAGCAUGAACAAUCUCUCGCAGUACGAACAACCCCAAGAGCCCAACUCCGACGUUAACGCCGGCUACGCCUCCGAUGACGUCUGCCACGCCUCCGCUGGAAACCGCGAGCGCAAGAGAGGGGUUCCGUGGACCGAAGAGGAACACAGGCUUUUCCUAGUAGGCCUGCAGAAAGUAGGAAAAGGAGAUUGGAGAGGUAUUUCUAGAAACUUCGUCAAGACUCGUACGCCUACUCAGGUAGCUAGCCAUGCUCAGAAGUACUUCCUUCGUCGAAACAACCUCAAUCGGAGACGCCGCCGAUCUAGUCUCUUCGACAUCACCACCGAUACGUUUAUGGGAUUGCCGAUCGAAGAAGAAACUGUUCACCAGGAGACCGCAACUCAGCCACCGGCGCCGGUGAACUGUAACAUAGCAUAUCCGGUGCCGGCUUUUCCGGUGACGCUCAGUCCCGUAGUAUUGCCCGGUAGUGGCGAGAACCCUGCAGAGAGCCUGACGCUGGUACAAAGCGAUCUAACUCGUGCGCCAACGAAACUCGUGCGCCCGAUACCUGUACUGCCGAUCCCACCUGCAUCGAGAAUGGCUAAUCUUAACUUGAACCAACAGUCUUCAAUGGAUCCGUCGCCGUUGUCGCUUAAACUCUUCACCCCGUCAUCCGAUCAACAGCCAUCGUCGAGACACUCAGCUUUUCAGUCCAUGUCGAAUUUCAGCGCCGGCGAGCUGGAUUCCAACGGUGGAAGCAUUAUUAGUGUUGCCUGAGAAUAAAAAAUUCUAUCUUUGUAGAGGAAAACGAGAUUUAGUUGGGACUAGAUUUUAGAUUAGAUUUGGACUCGAGAAGAUAAGGUGAUUCCUUGUUUGUACAGGUUAGAGAGAGUCCAUAAAGAGAUGCCUUGUUGUGGUAGUGGACUGUAGGGGGGGGGUUUAUUCUUGUUUAUUUUGUCAUCUUCUGUCAAAGAAUUCUGAUUUCUAUGUUUUACUGUCUGGUUCUGUAUGGAUGGAUGGGGGGUAGUAGGUAACUCUAGUUGUAGUUACGUUUCUACAAUGAAUGGGUUGCAUGUUGCUUUGCUGUCUAAAGAUUUGCAUGAAACAACUCAAAUAAGGGUUGCAUUUAUAGCUCCCCUGCAACUGUUUUUUCUUUGGUAAGCAACCUAUUUAGUUUUACUUGUUAAGCGCUGGAGAAUGGAGAUUGAUUCACGUA
This is a messenger RNA of Nelumbo nucifera (sacred lotus), 1576 nucleotides long. Its product is annotated as transcription factor MYB1R1-like. Gene Ontology annotation, biological process: response to gibberellin; response to ethylene. NCBI's taxonomy places the organism in Eukaryota, Viridiplantae, Streptophyta, Magnoliopsida, Proteales, Nelumbonaceae. Gene Ontology annotation, molecular function: DNA binding; zinc ion binding. The record is from RefSeq and is a predicted model, not a curated record.